Molecule: messenger RNA, 1862 nt
Organism: Gastrolobium bilobum
Lineage: Eukaryota; Viridiplantae; Streptophyta; Magnoliopsida; Fabales; Fabaceae
Product: laccase-5-like
Exons: 6
Coding region: 284-1729 (481 amino acids)
Biological process (GO): lignin catabolic process
Cellular component (GO): apoplast
Molecular function (GO): copper ion binding; hydroquinone:oxygen oxidoreductase activity
Source: RefSeq, a predicted model, not a curated record
GGAAGCUCUCAAGACCAUUCCCACCAAGGGAAAAUACUCCAUCUUCUUAGCCAUUUUUGUUCUCUUAGCUUCAUUGUCUUCAGCAUUUGCCAAAAUUCAGCAGCACGAGUUUGUUGUUCAAGCUACUCCAGUGAAGAGGCUGUGCAAUACCCACAGCACCAUCACAGUGAAUGGACAAUUCCCGGGCCCAACAUUGGAAAUCUACAAUGGAGACACUUUGGUCGUGAAAGUCAUCAACAAAGCUCGUUACAAUGUGACCAUUCACUGGCACGGUAUUCGACAAAUGAGAACAGGGUGGGCUGAUGGACCAGAAUUUGUGACUCAGUGUCCCAUUCGACCUGGAGAAAGUUACACCUAUCGUUUUACUGUUCAAGGACAAGAAGGAACACUUUGGUGGCACGCUCAUAGCUCAUGGCUAAGAGCCACCGUUUAUGGAGCUUUAAUCAUUCGUCCCAGGGAAGGAGAGGCCUACCCUUUUCCUAAGCCAAAGCGCGAGACACCCAUUCUUCUAGGGGAAUGGUGGGACGCAAACCCCAUAGAUGUUCUGAGGCAGGCCACACAAACAGGAGCAGCACCGAACGUCUCUGAUGCUUACACUAUCAAUGGUCAACCUGGCGAUCUUUACAAGUGCUCUAGCCAAGAGACAACUAUUGUUCCAGUAGAUUCUGGCGAGACCAACCUCCUCCGAGUCAUCAAUGCUGCACUCAACCAACCCCUCUUCUUCACCGUAGCCAACCACAAGUUCACAGUGGUUGGUGCUGAUGCCUCUUACCUUAAGCCUUUCACCACCACAGUCAUCAUGGUAGGACCUGGCCAAACCACCGACGUUCUCAUCAGCGGUGACCAACCACCAUCACGGUACUACAUGGCGGCGCGUGCUUACCAAUCAGCACAAAACGCUCCCUUUGACAACACAACCACCACUGCCAUUCUUGAAUACAAAUCAGCCCCAUGUCCUGCUAAGGGAGUAGCAGUUAAAACAGUUAUGCCUUCUCUCCCUGCUUACAAUGACACAAACACAGUCACUUCAUUCAGCAGAAGCUUCAGAAGCCCAAGGCAAGUUGAGGUUCCCACAGAAAUAGAUGAGAACCUCUUCUUCACUAUUGGCUUAGGACUCAACAAUUGCCCACCAAAUUUCAAUGCAAACCAAUGUCAAGGACCCAAUGGGACACGGUUCACUGCUAGCAUGAACAAUGUGUCAUUUGUUCUCCCAAACAACGUUUCAAUCCUUCAGGCUCAUAAACUUGGAGUUCAAGGAGUGUUCACCACUGAUUUUCCGGUUAACCCUCCGGUGCAAUUUGACUACACCGGUAAUGUGAGCCGUUCACUCUGGCAACCUGUUCCGGGGACUAAAGUAACCAAGUUGAAGUUUGGAUCAAGGGUGCAGAUUGUGUUGCAGGACACUAGUAUUGUCACGCCUGAGAACCACCCAAUUCAUCUUCAUGGGUAUGAUUUCUACAUCGUAGCAGAGGGAUUUGGAAAUUUUGACUCCAAGAAAGAUACAUCAAAAUUCAACCUUGUUGAUCCACCUAUGAGGAACACAGUGGCAGUACCUGUGAAUGGAUGGGCAGUUAUCAGAUUUGUUGCUGACAACCCAGGUGCUUGGAUUAUGCAUUGUCACUUGGAUGUUCAUAUCGGGUGGGGUUUGGCCACUGUGCUAUUGGUAGAUGACGGAGUAGGCCUAUUGCAAUCCAUAGAACCCCCUCCGGAGGACCUGCCUCUCUGUUAGGAUAAUCAAAAUUGUCAAAUUCGUUAGCCCAGUUAUCAGGGUCGUAAUCUUUCUUAGUAUUGAAGUUUAUUGUUGUUUCCCUGCAUUGGGGGCUUUUCUCAUUUUGGUCUGUAUCAUUUUUCUUUUCAUAUAU